Cephus cinctus (wheat stem sawfly) is the source of this 1344-nucleotide messenger RNA. RefSeq lists its product as uncharacterized. Lineage: Eukaryota; Metazoa; Arthropoda; Insecta; Hymenoptera; Cephidae. Gene Ontology annotation, biological process: DNA integration. The record is from RefSeq and is a predicted model, not a curated record. Gene Ontology annotation, molecular function: nucleic acid binding.
AUGCAACGCAGAAAACUUCAGGAGCAAAAAGACGUCCUACGCCAAAUUGCUAAAGCCAGCGAUGCGAUUCGCAAAAAGCAUAGAAUGCUAAAAUUGGAUAGAGAGAACAUCGAACAGACGAUGAAAGAAGAAGGAGAUAAUAAUGACGCGGACGUACCCGUUGAUCAGAACGAUCCUAUGCAACGGUAUCUUAAUAUGCUGCUAUCGAGGCAGAAUAAACAAUUGGAUACCGCCUAUGGUGUACGUAAAUUCAUCAAGAACAGAUUGAUGAUAGGCGAUUCCCCCAUCAGCUUUGAGGGUGAUCCAAACCAUGUAGGCGAUACGACUUACUUGAAAACUGCGGAUUUGACCGAACUCUUGUUCAGGAAGGUACCUGACGAGACUAGUAUAACCCAGGAUGACUUGAACAAUUACAAAAACAUUAUUUUAACGACGAAUGCACAUAGAAAACCUGCCAGGAGGAAUUAUCAACGCCGCCACGUUGACGUCCGCGGGCUGGACGAGACUUGACCAGCGGAUCUCGUUGACAUGUCAGCGUACGAAAGAGAGAACAAUGGAUACAUGUAUCUGUUCACCGUCGUCGACAUAUUUUCAAAGUUUGCUUGGGCCGUGCCUACGAAGAGCAAGAACGCUAAAGACGUGACAGCAGCUAUGAGAUCUGUACUGGCGAAGGGUCGAAUCCCGAAGAAAUUGCAUGUUGACCAAGGUCGAGAGUUUUACAAUUCCGAAUUCAAAGAUCUUAUGCAAAAACACGGUAUUACCCUGUACUCAACAUUCAGUAACUUGAAGGCAUCGAUCUGCGAGCGCUUUAAUCGUACUUUGAAAAGUGAGAUGUGGAUGCAGUUUAGCCUAAAGGGCAAUCACCGGUGGCUGGAUAUCUUAUCGGACUUGGUAUCCUCUUACAAUAACAGUAAGCAUCGCACCAUUGGUAUGAAGCCGGCAGAUGUGACUGCUCGUAACAAGAAGGAAUGACUACAACGGGUGUACAAGAAAUUCAAAGUCAAGUCCACACUUAAACGAUCAAAGUUUAAAGUCGGCGACAGAUUACGAAUCAGCAAAUUUAAACUCAUUUUCGAAAAGGGCUACACACCCAAUUGGACAACCGAAAUUUUCACCGUAAGUCGAGUGAAGAAUACCGAUCCAGUGACGUAGAAUCUCAAGGACUACCAGGAUCAUCUCAUCGAAGGCGGUUUCUACGAAUAUGAACUUACCAGCGUCAAGUAUCCCGACACAUAUGUAUAUCUUGUGGAAAAGGUACUGAGGAAACGUGGAAACAAGCUAUUUGUGAAAUGGUUAGGUUUCGAUGGUUCGCAUAAUAGUUGAAUCGAUAAGUCUGAUUUUUAA